This is a messenger RNA of Sycon ciliatum, 4270 nucleotides long. RefSeq lists its product as uncharacterized. The transcript has 16 exons. The record is from RefSeq and is a predicted model, not a curated record. Lineage: Eukaryota; Metazoa; Porifera; Calcarea; Leucosolenida; Sycettidae. The coding region runs from base 407 to 3304 and encodes 965 amino acids.
CGGAAUCGUUUUUUUCUUGCUCGUUGCCGUCUGUGGGUGUUCUGGGCGGAUGCGUGUUCUGCUUGCGGCCCUUCAUAUUGUUAUUUUCUGGGAGUUUGAGUGACGCUCCGUCGCAAUCUGGUUGCGGAAGUGAAGCGCUUUCGAUCGUUACCUGGCCAUCGGCAGGUGGCGUUUAGAUUUGUGGGACUACCAAUCGUCCGGGUCAACGUUACCAGAAUAGCGGACGCCGGACAGGAACCACCCGGCCGUUAUCGGGAGCAGGUGCUUCUCCCUGGCUUGAAGUCAGAACAACAGGACAUGCCUGGAAUCUGCAGUAGCAAAUUAUAUCUUCGGCCAAGCUAUACCUAGCUUAAGGGCUAUUAUCCGCCAUCUUGAGAGCAAGUACCCAGAGGAGCAGGAGAAGGUAAUGGAAAUUGUCCGACAUGCCGCUGGCAAGGCUGCUGGUUAUAUCAACCGUCGUUUUCCUCAGACUAACCUUGAGCUGGAGGAUUUUUAUUCCGAGGGCCAAGUGGAUCCUAACACUCUAGUUGUUCUAGUUAGCGGGGAACAACUUGUUGGGAAGUCCACACUGAUCAAGACAUUGAGAAAAGAAGGCACCAAUGGCACAUCAAACGACUCGAAACAAACCCGAGGCAUCCAGAUGUCCAACUUCACUGAUGAGCGUGGUCAGCAUUUGCGUAUCAAAGAUCUCGCUGGGCACGACGCGUUUUCAGCGACACACGACAUUUUCUGCCUAUCCACAUUAGCACCAAGCCUCGGUCUUGCUGUUGUCAAUAGUAAAUGGAACGAGAAACAGAUUACAACAAGCAUAACCACCACAGCUGGUCGGUUUUUGAGCCGGAUGUCACCAUCGGUAACAUUAGACCAGCCGUUCAAUGUCAUGAUCAUUGCGACCUUUCUCGACGAGAUCAAGAGAGAGGAACAUAGAGAACUUGCUGCAAAGCUUGCCACAAGCUAUAGUAUUGUCGAGAAGGAGUUUGGUGAUAAACUCCACUUUCGAGGACGCUUUGCUAUCAAUGCCACCGUCAAUGACGCAAGCUUCGACCACCUGAGAGUAAGACUUUCUGAGGUCUGCAGAGAUAUUCUGAGCAAAUCUCGCCAGCAACCCAAAGUGCUCGGGCAGGCAGAGAAAAUACUGCCACAACUGCAUGACAACAUCCGAGAGCCAUUCUCAACAAGUCGGGAGUUCUCGCGACAGCUUUGUGCUGCUAGCCACGUAGAGUAUAAUGACGAUGAAGACAGCAUCAACGCCGAACAAAUCCGUCGAUAUCGCAAGAUCCUCAAUGCGUAUGGCCUGAUUGUUUCUUUCUCAUCACCUGGGCUGCACGACAUCAUUGUCAACCGACCCAACUGGUUGCUCUCCACGGUCAUUGGUCUCAUUUUCGCACAACCUGGGUUAGACGAUGAAGAUAUGCUCCACUUCAGAGAUGGUGUUGCAAAGGUCCAGGAAGUCCUGGCCAAGCUUAACCGCUGCGAGGGAGCAGAAGGUCAGGGCCCUCUGCUGCUGCUGAUGGUAAUCAAGCUAGGUAUGUUGCUGCAGGAGAAAGGAAGGAUCCUGGCACCCGGCCGUCUUCCGACCGCUGACAACUGCCUCGGCCCACUGGCCAAAAAAGAUUCAUCACCUCGGUCGGCGUGCGCAGGAGUCUCUUUCACGACUCAGCACUGCUUCUCCACUGCUCUAGUUAUCAGGCUACAGACAGAGCUGUACGCCUAUUUCCGCGAGCUUCACGGCAUUCCUGCUGAGCUCUGGAAGAAUCUGGUGGUAGUGACUCCAGUCCAUUCCACAGCAAGUGGUUGCAUCUCCGUCACGCACAGCCUGCGCCAAGCUGUCGCUGUUGUCCAUGCGCCUGUUAAAGAUACGCUAGAUGGCUAUUGUCUGCUGGCUCUGUUGCGCAAGGUGUUUGUUGAGCUAGCAGCGAAGUAUAGUCCGGGCACUAAUUACUCCACGAGCAUCCUCAGCUCUGCUUCCAUUCGUCAGCACCUCCACAAGCCAAGCGACAAGUUUGAUUUUGCUGUGUACGAUGCAGAGCAAGUCCGAUCCUCCGUAGCAACACAGUGUAUUCUCUCCACUAGCCACCGUUACGUUGAUCGUGCCCCGCUUCUUCUCGAAUGGCCGGUCAACCAUGCUUCACUGCUCUCUGCACAGUCCUUUGAGUCCGUCCGAAAAAGCCUUGGUGAGUCCGACCUGCCUGCACUAGCCACCUGCCUGGGCCUUACAUCAUCAGCUUCAUCAUGUGCAGCAGCAUUGGUCCACAGCUGGGCAAUUACCGGCUACCAUCACACCUCGACCAAGCUUCACCAGCUGCUAAUGAAAUCACCGAACGCCCAGCGCUUUGCAAAGAUCUGCAAGGUGCUACGGCAGCAUGAAGAACUGCUGGCCACCGAUUUCCCGGACAUAUUCCGGAAGCGUCGGGUGCAAGCCGUCCAGCCGGUCUCCACCGGAGCUACUGCAUCCACUGUUCAAUCAGACUCUGCUGCAUCCACUGUUCAAUCAGACUCUGUAGACAGUGUUCCUUCGAGCAGCCAGACACACUCUGAUCACGCCAGUCAGUCCACUGCUGCUCGCCAAGAUGAUGCUGGCCAUGCUGAGCAUCAUGCUGUUCAUGGAAGCGGUGGGAUUUUCCUACGCACUUCACCACUCCAUGGCAUGUGGUCAACGGACGAACGCAUUGCAAACAUGCAUGAGGAAGAUGAAGCGAAGCUCUCUGAACAAACAGACGAUCCCAAUGAGUUUGACCUGGAUAGUUUUGUGUGUGACCUUCAACCAUUGUUGAACAAAGUUGACGCAGAUAGAGCGGAGCGCUCUGAACAAACAGACUCGGUGGAGAGCGUUCCUUCGAACAGCCAGUCACACUCUGAUCAAGCCAGUCAGUCCACUGCUGCUCGGCAAGAUGAUGCUGGCCAUGCUGAGCAUCACGCUGCUGAUGGAAGCCGCUGUGGUGUUUUCCUAUCCACUUCACCACUAAUGAAAGUUUUGUCAGAAAUUUCUGACUUUCGAAACUUCAGCCGAAGCAUGGAAGGGUGCAUCAGCCGCCUUAAACGUGAGGACUUUGCCCAAGCCGUUGCAAAACUGAUUGACCCAGAAUACAGCAACGAUUUCAAAGACGACAUUCAAGACUUUAUCGUGAAAAACGACCAUGGCACCACUAACAUACCGGAUAAUAUGCAUGGUGUUAUCAGGUGGGCCGUGGACAAAGCUGGAACGCGGGAAAUCACCCUGGCCGAGUUGAAGAAGAUUGCGCUAGACCUGAAUCCCGACAAGAAGAAAAGGAUUGAGAAAACAUUCCAUGUUGAAACAUGGUGAGGCGUCAUCUUGAAGCUGCCCUGCCCAGCGGUGGCCUCUAUUCGUUCCUGGCUUAACUGUCAACUGUCUACAUUAUACUGGUAGUGAGUCGCUCGACAGCAGAACACCUCAAGCGUCUGAAGACCAUCUUCCAUCACUUGCCAGAGUAUGGUCUGGUGGUCAUUGUCAGCAAGUGUGUCUUCAUGCAGCCCUCCGUGACAUUCCUGGGUCACAAUGUCAAAGCCACUGCCGGCGGUGGCAUUGAGACACUGGCAGAGAAGGUCAAGGCCAUGGUGGACUACCCUGCUCGAGACACUCACUCUGCUCUCUACCUCGCUUUCUUGGUUUGGUAAAUCUCUACCGACGCUUUAUCCCGGAUUGUGCAUUCAUUCUUCAGCCGCUCUCGGAUUUGUUAGCAGGCCCUCAAUCUCCCACGAACCUUUGUCGCGAACGUAGCAAUGAAAUACAUGAAAAUAUAUUCGGAAUAACUAUUUUUUUUGCAUUACAUGACGAUGAUUAACAUUAGUGUUUUCGUAUAUACCAUGACAAUGAUUGUGCUCUCUUACUCUCUUACAUUGUGGCUGAUUCCACGCUUGGGUUAGCAGAAUUCUAGUUCCCUAUCUUCAUUUCUAAGAAUUGACUCCAUUCCACUUCAAAGUAGCUUCGAAGGUAGUCUUCGUUUCUCUAGUCUUUGCAUUUCGUUCUCAAACAAAUAAUUCUUCGUUAUGUUUUCGUGCCGUGAGUAGUCUCGCGCUCUUGAUUUUUUUGCUCCCGCGUGACUUUCCUUUCUGUUCUUUUUGUUAUGCAUGACCCUGAUGACGUAUUGGUAUGAUGUAUAUGUGCACGUGAUCACUUGCCUACGUACGUGACUACGUACGUGUUCACUAACUACAGACAGUAGGCUAGUGCACUUUAGCGAUUCGCUCUCCUUACUGCUACUUCUUCUGCGUUUCUAUUUUGUCGCUGCACUAGUUCCUUUUUCCACCA